This is a messenger RNA of Naegleria gruberi, 3681 nucleotides long. RefSeq lists its product as uncharacterized. The transcript has 4 exons. Lineage: Eukaryota; Heterolobosea; Eutetramitea; Acrasida; Naegleriidae. Bases 1 to 3681 code for a protein of 1226 amino acids. The record is from RefSeq and is a predicted model, not a curated record.
AUGACUGAUAUUGGCAGUUCGAUUAGUCAGAAUUUGAUUAGAGCCAACCUCAAUAAUAAGACUCUCCAAAAUACUCUCUCCACAUUCCUUUCCGUAAAGAUACAGGGUUCAAAGCGUGGAUGGAAAUGGUAUCUAUCAACUCUAUUGUUUCAUUCCUUAUUUCUGUAUAUUUCUGUGUUUAUUCCUUCGAUUAGAAAUGGAGAGGUAGGAGAGUUAUACUCGAAUAUAAUAUAUUCAAUAAUCAAUUUCCCCAUUACAUUGCUGGUGGACAUGUGGGGAUAUUAUGCAAGUAUUGGAAUAGGUUUGGGUGUUAUGAUGUUUGUCAUGAUGAAUUUGGUUCUUUGCAUUGCCUCUGUGUGGGUAGUUACGAAAGCACUCGAUAAUAUUAGAUAUGUAAGAAUAGGAUUAUGGAUAUUUGGUAAUUUACUUCUUGUACUUUCUCCUCUUUUCGUAAACAUACUGGUGGGAUUUUAUAAUUGUUCGAAUCUCAUUAAUGAAACUACAUUGGAGCGACUAUUGUACAGGUACAAUCAAGUAUCUUGUAUUGAUUCUGGAAACAUGGUAGUAAUUGUAUUAGCUAUUGGAUGUUUGGCAAUACUCUUUGCAUUAAUAAUCCUGAAUAGAUUGAUUGUUAGUGACAUGAAUACUUAUGAUAGGGUUCCUUUUUGCUCAUCUUAUCCCAUUCAUAUUAUGACGCUUGACAUUGUAAACUUUAUGGGUGUAUUACUCAUAUUUUCAAUUCCAUUGGAAUACAAGAUCAUCUCAGAUUCAUUGAAUAUUGUAAUGAGCUUGAUAUUUGCUUCAGUUACAUUCUAUUUCAAGACAUGUUUUAAUACUGUUGAUAAUUCAAUAUUAUUUGCUGUUGCAGGUGCUAGAACAGGCGUUUCUAUUGGUUCACUGGUUUCUACUAUACUGAAGGGAAAUAAUUUCUAUUUACAAAUAAUUGGCCUGCCUUUGACAUUUGGCUUGGCAAUCAUUUUCUUUGUUAUUUUCAUAAUCUUGAUGGAAUUGUACCAGCGCUUGAUAAUCAACUCAGUCAGAAAAACCCUACUCAGUGGGAUUGAUCUGAAAUCAUCUGACAGAAAGUCAAUUCUUGCAUGCGUUGAUGUAAAUUGUACAAAUAUUAUGCAAGAGAAUCAUGGAAGAGGAUAUUUCUCUAAAUUAAGCUUCUAUUUUAGUCAAUACCAUAGAAUAAAGCAUGCAAUUGUUGCUGGAGAUGUGACAGAAAGGGAAUUAUAUUUACUUACUGCCAAGACGCUCAUAAAUAAGAAUAUCAGAGAUCCUAAAUGUUUAUUUUACAUUUCCAUGCUGUUAGCUCAUGCAGAAGAAGAUGAGAGCAUCAAUUUGGACAAAUCCAUUGAUAUACUCUACCAUAUUGUUAGACAUUCAAAGAAUAUUUUUAUGAGAACUAUUUCCCUAUACAAAUCAUUAGAAUUGCAAGAGCAUAGGCUAAAUAUCUCAUCAAUUAAUAGUUCUGAUUUGGGUGACGAUGGAACCAUCAAAGAAUUGAAAUACAAUCAGGAUAUGCUUCUGUCUCUCCACAGAGACUUUUGGAAGGAACUUAUUGAAGAAUCACCACAAUACUCGACCAUUGAAAAGAUUGCAAAUAAGAUUGCAGAGAUUACAGUGGAAUGUAAUCAAAUGUUUGAGGAAUUAAUGGGAAGUAAGAGAAGUAAACAGAUUCUCAGGUUGUAUGCCACGUACGUUGAGCUUUUUCAGUUUGACAAGGUGAAAUCUGAAACCCUCUAUGAAGAAGCCAAUCGAUUGGAAAAGGAUGCAAGAGGUUUGUACAUGAGUGCUAAAAGGCCUAGAAAAGAGUCACAAGUAGUACCAACUUCAUUCGAUCCUACCGAAUCUGAUUUAUUCUCUGAAGCACCAGUAAGUGAGGUAGACGAAGAAGAAGAACAUGAAAUGCACAAGGACCUAUUGUUCAGGAAUGGAAUUAGGAACAAACCAAACGAAAGUUUGAGAAACAGUCUGUUUAUUUUAAUUUUUGUGAUCAUUUUCAGUGUUGGUUUAGGAGGCGCUUCUUUUGCUAUUUACAUUGGAUCUUCGAUUAGAGUUGGUGUUGUAAACUUGAAUUCUGCUUGUUUGACUGAGGAAGUUGGAAUGUCUGUAAUAAGAAAUGUCAGAAGUAUGCAAAGUGCAAUUAAUUAUUAUAUUAAUUAUGGAAGUGAUUGGAAGACAGAAUAUGAUAGUCUCCCAACAGAAACCUUUCAGGAAUAUAUCCAAAACUAUCUUCAUAGAAUGGAAAAUGACAAGAAUGUUCUACACGAUUUGAUAUUACUUGCACAAAAAGGUGUUUUUGAUGCUCCUAUCUAUACAGCUUACGGUGCAGGAGAACACACAGCAUUAAUUCCUACGAUUAGAGACAAUGGAUACUAUUCAGGUACAGUGCAAAUAAGAAGAAUAUCAGUCAAUGAAUUUACCAAUAAUCUGAAAAGCUUCUUAGAAAGAAUCCAAGAAAGUUUUCCUCUCAAUGAUUUAUUGUUAUUGUCCAACUCCACAACAAUUUCUCAAUCAACAAGAGAUCAGCUCGUUAGGUCUGUUAUUAAUGGUACUUUCAUGAAUUCUAUACAGGACUAUAGUUUCAUGUAUUAUUGGAGUAACAGAGAUAAUGCAUUUGAUGUUCUGUCUGCAUUUUGUUCGAAUUAUGUAGAUUCUAGCCAAUUAUCCACAACUUCAUUAUUAUCGUAUUUUCAAAUCUAUCUCGUAGCUGGUAGUUUAGCAUUGUUGCCAAUCGCUAUGUGCUUCAUUAUUACUGUUCUUUACAGACAGUACUACCUUAAAAGAUUGGUAAAAACAAUCAAGAAGGAGACUCCAAGAGACAAGAUAGCUAGAAUAUAUCAGUCACUUUCCAAGCAAUCAUCUAUUGACUCUUCACUUGAUUCCAGUUUGAUUUCGAAAAUUACCAAAGCCAAGUACACCCUCAUAGUUUCAGUCAUGGUUUUGGUUUUAGUCAACCCAUUUUGUUUGGGAAUGUUUUAUAAUGAAAUUAAUGGAAAUGCAGUAAGCGCACUCAAAACUUAUUAUAAUAUUCAAGCUGGAGCUAGAGUAAUUUAUUUUGUACAAAUUUGUGGAUACUACUUAUCAGAACUUUUAUCCGUUUAUGGUUUAGGAAAUACCAACAACUUUGGGGCUACUAACAUUGCCCAUCCGUUUUUAAGAACUAGUUCUACAUUUGACGAGCUGAGCCACAUUCUUUUGGAUCAAAUUGAUGGACUUUCGUCUAAUUAUACGGAUCUGAUAUUUGGUAAUAUUAAUAUUCCAUACGAUACACCUCUUGUUGGUAUCUAUCCAUCGAUGGACAAGACAUUGAAAUUUGGAGUUUCAGAUAAUUGUACUGAAUAUUUGCAAGCAAAUAAUUUUACAUUUAAUGUGCAAAAUUACUAUAGUUAUUGUAUUGGUGUCGAAUAUAUGAUGUCUGAAUUUGUUUCAACUUCAUCCAAAGUGUCUGAGUUAACUAAGAAAUUCUACAAAUACCAGUCAACCAACUUUACAAUGCAAGAAAUUAGUACCUUGUUUUUUGAACAUUACACUAAUCAAGCUAGGUCAUAUCCUCUCUCUCUAAAACUAGCAUCAUUUAUGCAAGAAUUUGCAAGAGUUUCUUCAGAAAUCCAGUUAUGUUUCUGUAUUGUUAUUUACUAUUUUGGGUACUUGUAUUUCUUUAAUUUUUUGUAA